UAUCCUGUAUGUUUAUUAUUGGAAAAUAAAUAAAUUACUGGAUGAAUAAGGUAAAUAUAAUUUAAAAAAAUGUAAAAACACGAAACCUAAAUUUUAAUAUUACAGAUGUGUAUUUUACUCCUUUUUCUAGAGGCAGAGUCUGCAAGAAAUAAAAUUGCUUCGCUUUUGCUUGAACAUGGAUGCAGUGUCAACAAGCCAAAUACAUAUGGAGAAACACCAUUAACAAAUGUGAUAAAACGAAUGACAGAUCUAGAAGGUACGAACUCCAUGGAAAUCGACCAUUCAGAAACGGCGACCGUUGCAAAAUUUGACCUUUCAUUGUUCAAUAGGUUGAUCUGCAGUGGAGCUAAAAUAGAUCCUGUUGUAAAAACAACCAGGUACUAUGGCUCGAUAUCGACAUUGUCCAAUUUGCUGAGAAAUGGGUUUUUUGGGGCUGCAGCUAGCUUGCUUAAAUGUGGAUAUAACUGCAAAAAUGAUAAGGACUUACAAAACGUGGACUUUUCAAAUCUAGAAAAUUCGAUAAUUUUCGUUAAAGGCAAACCGUACAAAAGAAUUAACUACGAGCAAGAGAAAAACGAAUUUUUAAAUGUUUUGAAGAAACAUGAAGAAAAAGAGGCGAUAUCGCUUUUAUCUUUAUGCAGAACUGCAAUACGAAUGAAGUUAAUUGAUGCUGGACAAGGAGCCGAGAUAGAAUCCAAAAUCAAGGUGCUACCCGUUCCCGGACUAAUCAAAACGUAUUUGACUUUAAGGGAACACAUGCAAGACUUUGAACAAAUGCAGUUAAAGGAAAGGUAUAAAAAUAAAAUUUAAGUUGUACUGUA
Messenger RNA from Saccostrea cuccullata (small rock oyster), 821 nucleotides. RefSeq lists its product as uncharacterized. The transcript has 2 exons. The coding region runs from base 106 to 810 and encodes 234 amino acids. Lineage: Eukaryota; Metazoa; Mollusca; Bivalvia; Ostreida; Ostreidae. Gene Ontology annotation, biological process: intracellular signal transduction. The record is from RefSeq and is a predicted model, not a curated record.